GCUCAUCCCGCCGCCCGGGCGGAGCAAGGCAAGAGGAGCCGCUGCCCCACACCACGCCCGAGCUCCCAGAACCUGCUGGGCGUCCGCUUCCCCUGGAGCGAGGAAGGCGCCGCGGGUGUCAGAGCGAGGGCUCGGGAGGGUCGCGCGCAUGGCCUCGGCGGGCGCGCGGCGGCUCCCCGCCGGGACGCGCGCGGCGGCCCAGCACUGCUGCGGCCUCCCGCUCCGCCCGGGCGCGCGCCCGGCCCCGCCCCCCGGCCCUCCGCGAUCGCCGCGACCAAUGAGGCUUAGAUUUCUGAUAUCCUGCAGCCCCCUCUUUCCCCGGGCUGCCCAAGUCAUGGGGGCUGAGGCUGGCUUAACUCCCAGCCGUUCCUUCAUGGGCUUUGCUGCUCCCUUCACCAACAAGAGAAAGGCUUACUCCGAACGUAGGAUCAUGGGGUACUCAAUGCAGGAGAUGUUCGAGGUAGUGUCCAAUGUCCAGGAGUACUGCGAGUUUGUGCCCUGGUGUAAGAAGUCUUUGGUGGUAUCCAGCCGCAAAGGUCACCUGAAGGCCCAGUUGGAGGUUGGCUUUCCACCUGUCAUGGAACGUUAUACCUCUGCUGUUUCUACAGUCAAACCUCACAUGGUCAAGGCUGUUUGCACUGAUGGCAAGCUCUUCAAUCACUUAGAGACAAUUUGGCGAUUCAGCCCUGGUAUUCCUGCCUACCCUCGAACUUGCACUGUGGACUUUUCGAUUUCCUUUGAAUUUCGUUCUCUGCUGCACUCCCAGCUGGCCACCAUGUUUUUUGAUGAGGUUGUCAAACAGAAUGUUGCUGCCUUCGAGCGCCGGGCAGCCACCAAGUUUGGUCCAGAAACAGCCAUCCCCCGUGAACUGAUGUUCCAUGAGGUGCACCACACUUGAGGCAAAAGAUUGUUCUUUAGCUUCUCUUGUACUCUCUCCU
Messenger RNA from Molossus molossus (Pallas's mastiff bat), 938 nucleotides. It is a transcript of the gene COQ10A, whose product is annotated as coenzyme Q10A. The record is from RefSeq and is a predicted model, not a curated record. The transcript is spliced from 5 exons. NCBI's taxonomy places the organism in Eukaryota, Metazoa, Chordata, Mammalia, Chiroptera, Molossidae. Bases 149 to 898 code for a protein of 249 amino acids. Gene Ontology annotation, biological process: cellular respiration; ubiquinone biosynthetic process. Gene Ontology annotation, molecular function: ubiquinone binding. Gene Ontology annotation, cellular component: mitochondrion.